Messenger RNA from Coregonus clupeaformis (lake whitefish), 2772 nucleotides. Its product is annotated as kidney mitochondrial carrier protein 1. Gene Ontology annotation, biological process: mitochondrial transport. The transcript has 9 exons. NCBI's taxonomy places the organism in Eukaryota, Metazoa, Chordata, Actinopteri, Salmoniformes, Salmonidae. Bases 196 to 1059 code for a protein of 287 amino acids. The record is from RefSeq and is a predicted model, not a curated record. Gene Ontology annotation, cellular component: mitochondrial membrane.
UGAAUAAGUGUGCAACAGCAACCUUUUGGGAACUGAAUAAGUGUGCAACAGCAACCUUUUUGCCGGUGUAUUCGUUACUCUCUCCCGCUGUCGCUAAUGCGGUAAUAGUGUGUUUACCACAGAUAUUGCAACCUUUAUAACCACCACAUACCGGUAUACUUUCUGUCUAACGGAAUAACGACAGCGUAUAUUAAAAUGUCCAAUGUGAACUGGAAACCUUUCGUUUUCGGCGGUCUGGCAUCCGUCACUGCUGAAUGCGGUACCUUUCCUAUAGAUUUGACCAAGACGCGGCUGCAAGUUCAAGGCCAAGUGGGCGACAGCAAGUACAGAGAGAUUCGAUACCGGGGAAUGUUGCACGCCAUAGGCAGAAUAUGCAGAGAGGAGGGAAUAAGUGCACUUUACUCAGGUCUCGCCCCUGCAAUGUUGCGCCAGGCAUCCUAUGGGACCAUAAAGAUUGGCACAUACCAGAGCUUCAAACGACUACUGGUGGACAGGCCAGAAGAUGAGACGUUGUUGACCAACGUGCUGUGUGGUGUUCUGUCUGGAGUAAUCUCCUCCUCCAUCGCCAACCCCACGGAUGUGCUGAAGAUCCGUAUGCAGGCUCAGGGCAGUGUAAUCCAGGGAAGCAUGGUGGGAAACUUCAUCAACAUCUACCAACAGGAGGGAGCCAGGGGGUUGUGGAAGGGUGUGUCUCUGACAGCGCAGAGAGCAGCUAUCGUGGUGGGGGUGGAGCUUCCUGCCUAUGACCUCGCAAAGAAACACCUGAUUCUGGAUUGUCACAUGGGUGACAACAUUUAUACACACUUCCUGUCCAGUUUUGCAUGUGGUCUGGCGGGGGCUCUGGCCUCUAACCCCAUAGACGUGGUCCGCACACGGAUGAUGAACCAGACAUACGGAGCUGUCACCUACCAGGGAACACUGGACUGCUUACUACAGACGUCACGGUCUGAGGGCUUCAUGGCACUCUACAAAGGCUUCUUCCCCAACUGGCUCCGUCUCGGCCCAUGGAACAUCAUCUUCUUUGUUACCUACGAACAGCUGAAGAAGAUGGAGGUCUGAUGGAGAGAAGGAAAUGUAGCACUGUGGAGGGGAGAGGAGGAAAUAACUCAGCCAGAGAGGGGAAAGAAUGGACCAAAAUAGAGGUGGACGUAUCCUGUCUAGCCUCCGACUUCUUGUCUGGGUGGUGUGUCGACCACGCCCCCCUCAGACGCAUUUCUCCUUUCUGAUUGGCUGCUGCCGUGAUGGCGCUCUGGUUGGCUGGGAAAGAGGAAGUGAAAGUUGAGGACAAUUGCACAAUCAGAAAGCAAGGUGAAGCUAAGACCAUUUUGAAACUAUGUCCCUAAAUUAUUUAUUUAUUCUUUUUUUUGGAGCUCAGUCAAGCCUCAAUGCUGGUAUCAUAUAAACACACAAGACAUAGAAAACUGUGGGUUGUGAGGUGGGGAUUUGUUACUACGUCGAAAAAUUACUAUUCAUCCGGACCUUUGCGACCUAGGAAAUUUGAAUGACCGGACUUUCUCAAAUAGUACUUGAGUACGCCUGAUGUACAAGAACUCAAAUAAUGUUAAAAGCAGUGACUACUACUAAUAAUGUUAAAAACAGCUCAGAAUUGUAUGGAUUUCAGAUGCCUUGGUGUGCGUUCUCUUUGGUUGCCAGAGGAACUGCCAAAGGAAGCUGUGGAAAAGACUGCGAACAUUUCUGUAGAAGGUUAUCUGCCAGUCACUAGUGGGCAGCAAAUGAUGCCAUUUACUCAAGGACUGGCCACUUUCUGAAACCCUAGAUGUCUGUACAGCCAUGGAAAGCUUAUGUGAUGGCUGAGGGUGUAAUAUAUUUGUUAAGAUGGUUGGCUGUGGGUUUGGAUUUUGUACGUCAGAGGAUUCUCUAGUUACAGAACACGGGGGGUAGGACUUUUAAUGGGACUAGUUAUAUAACCAGAUUAAAGAUCAGAGGGCAGGUGACCACUAACUCACACACACACACAUGCACACAUAAAAGGGCACAUGGGUUCUUAAUGCCAGGGUGAAUUGGCACAGUGUAUGGAUGACACACACAGUUAAUGGGGAUGUUGUGUACGGACUAGUCUGGGUCAGUAUUAUAAAUACACUCUGGACAGCCUGAUUGGCACGCUGUACCUUAUGUCAUUUCAGGACCCCUAUCUCUGACACACACGCGGAGCCCCAGUUCUUACUAUAUGUCACAGCAGCAGAGCCCCCAUAUUCUAUCCCUGUUCAUGUCGGGGUGUCCAAUCCAACCCAUUUAACCUUUUUAAUUUAACAGGAUAUCACUUAAGCUUCCAGAGAGAUGUGCCUGUAGUCUGACCUGGCCUAUGCUGUAACAGGGAAGUGAAUGUUCAGGAGAGGUGGCUGAUGUAUAUUUAGCAAUUGCGCCUGACUACCAAUGCGGAGGUGGCAUUCUGUGUGCUGGUGUUGUUGACUUCUGUAUGGCAAGGCCUCGGAGUACCACAGUGGAAAGGUUGCCAUUUUAUGAUCCCAAGACACAGAACUAAUUUACCUGUCAACUAACUGUUAAUCCUCUACCCUUCACUUCUACUACUUCUUUAUGUUAUUCACUGGUUAUCAGUUAGCUCGUUUGGAGGUGAGCUUGCUAGUUUUGUUUGAGCUAAGGUUGAACCUCAGAAUGUGUUCAUGUGAGAAUAUGGUUCUUGUAUAUGAUUUGUUUAUAGCCCCCAAAGCCUUAAUUCCAAUGUGUCACUGUCAUAGCCCUGUAAAUACUCCUGUUACUGUGUACUCUAAAUAAACCUGAUUUAAAACAAGG